Saccostrea cuccullata (small rock oyster) is the source of this 2852-nucleotide messenger RNA. RefSeq names its product 4-hydroxybutyrate coenzyme A transferase-like. Gene Ontology annotation, cellular component: mitochondrion. NCBI's taxonomy places the organism in Eukaryota, Metazoa, Mollusca, Bivalvia, Ostreida, Ostreidae. The transcript is spliced from 8 exons. Bases 61 to 1500 code for a protein of 479 amino acids. The record is from RefSeq and is a predicted model, not a curated record. Gene Ontology annotation, biological process: acetate metabolic process. Gene Ontology annotation, molecular function: acetate CoA-transferase activity.
CUACUCUUACACGGAUCAACGACAUGAAUAAUUUUAAGUGACCUCAAUAAACAAGGCACCAUGAAUAUCUUGCAGAAAAUUCCACGCUUGUUUGUCAAUGCUUCGAAGCACCAUGCUUGCAUAUCUAGAUCGUUUUACCUCUAUUCACCAGAGCCUUUGCAUCCCAUUUUAGACAAGGAGCCAAAAUGGACAACCGCAGAGGAAGCGGUGGAAGUCAUCCAAUCUGGACACAGAAUAUAUAUCCAGGGUGGAGCUUCCAGUCCGCUCUCUCUGGUGGAUGCUAUGUGUGACUAUGGGGAAAAGGCUAAGCUGAAGGAUGUAGAAGUCAUAGAGGCUCCCAUUCAGGCCAGGGCACCUUACGCAGAUCCUAAAUAUGAAGGAAUCUUUCGACCCAAUUCCUUUUUUAUAAGUGCAUCAUUAAGGACUGCAGUAGCAGAAGGAAGGGCUGAUACCAUACCUAUAUUCUUGAGUGAGAUUCCUCUGCUGUUUCGACGUAGACUUCUCAGUCUGGAUGUAGCCCUGAUUUCACUCAGUCCUCCAGAUAAACAUGGAUUCUGUUCACUAGGGCCAGGCAUAGACUGCACUAGGGCAGCUGUUCAGAAUGCUCAAUUCAUUAUUGGUCUUGUAAAUAAACAAAUGCCUCGUACAUUUGGGGAUGGACUUGUACACAGCUCUCACAUUGAUAUACUGGUGGAGGCUGAUGAACCACUGACAGAAAUAGCACCCACAACUUUGUCCCCCGAAAUUUUGGAGGUGGCCAGAUUGAUUGCUGACAAUCUGGUGGAGGAUGGGGCAACCAUUCAGACAGGUAUUGGUAAUCUACCAGCAGCUGUGCUGCAUAAACUUCAAAACCACAAGGAUCUAGGAAUUCACUCAGAGAUGUUCAGUGAUUCUGUGGUGGAUCUUGUGGAGUGUGGGGCUAUUACUAAUGCUAAAAAGGCUAUUCAAACAGGAAAAAUUGUUAGCUCAUUUGCAAUAGGAUCAAAGAGAUUAUAUGAUUUCAUGGAUGAUAAUUCUUUUGUUGCUAUGUGUGACUGCAGCUUUACAAAUAACCAAUCAGUAAUCUGCCAGAAUCCUCGUGUGACAGCUAUCAAUACCUGUCUGGAAAUCGAUAUCACUGGACAGGUGUGCUCAGAUUCAUUAGGAACCUAUAUGUACUCAGGGUUUGGUGGACAGAUUGAUUUUAUUAGAGGGGCAGCAGUUAGCUUGGAUGGGGAGGGUAAACCUAUCAUUGCCUGUACCUCCACAGUUCAUAGAAAAAACAGUGGUGGCAAAGGUGUAGAAGAAUCGAGAAUUGUUACAAAUCUCAAACCUGGUGCUGGUGUAGUAACAACAAGAGCCCAUGUGCAUUACAUCGUGACUGAAUAUGGCAUUGCUUACCUUUUUGGAAAAAAUCUGAGACAGAGGGCAUAUGAGCUGAUCAAAGUUGCUCAUCCUAAUCACAGAGAGACGCUAGAAAAGGCUGCUUAUGAGAGAUUAAAAUGUAUGCCCUCCCCAUAAUAAUCCAGACUGUAGAAAAGUAUCUCUACUUAGGGUACAAUGUUUUAGUUUAUUUAGUCCAAGCAUUUCUGCUUCCUAUAUAUGAUAGUCUGUUGAAGGGUUGUAUAUAUAAUGUGGCAUUGCAUCUCUGUAUUAGCCUUUUUUCUGAAGCUUAUUUUGCUAACUAUAUGGCCCUUAAACCAUCAGAAAUUGCCAUUUGGUGCAUUGUUAGGAGUAAUGGUGCAUUGUGAUCCAAAUCUAAGUCCUUAUGACAUCAUUUUAGAAAUGUUAUUUCUGCAUAUACAUGCACUCAAAAAGAUGUAAAGUUUUAAAUUUAUACACUAAACAUCAAUCUUUGUAUUUUGAGUCAUUUUGAAGAAAUAAAACCAUACAUAAAUAUAACACCCCCCCCCCCCCCCAACACACAGACACUUUCUUUGAGAAAAAAGCAGAAAAAAAAUUUAAGAAGUAGUUCAUGUUGGCCUCGUUUUGAAAUUACAUGGCUAUAAAUAAAUAUUUUUAAAGAUGUGAUUAUAAUCUGAUAAUACAUGUAAAUUUUCUUGAAUUGAGUGUGCAACUGUUUGUGAAUGUGAGAUUUUAUUUUGUUUUGUUUUUCUGUGGUAGCAGUUCAAAACUAUGUACAAUAUAAAUGUACAUAAUAGCUUUAUCCCAGCAAAUUUGUAUAUGUGUGAACAGGUGUUUAUAUUUACAUGUAUAUGCGUGUAUAUCUAUAAGUACUACCAGAUACUAUUUGGUUCUUAAUUGAUGAUGAAUGGUGCACGACUUGAGUUGUUUUAUUUUUUUAAACUUUAUACUGUGUUGCUAUAGUAUUGAACAAGUACCUACAUAACUGAUAUUUUUAUACUGCAUAUUUGUCUUUUGCCAUACAGUUUAAAUUUUUUUUAUAAAGCUUAAACCUUAAUGGCUAAAUACACUGUUUUAUGGCACUUUUUUGUAAAAGGCAUGGCCUCUUCAGAAUAAUAAUCAUAUCCUGUACAAAUUGUUGCUAGAGUCUAACUCUAUCUGUGUUUUUUUUUCAGAUGUACAUGUAUAUCUGUUAUUUAGCUUUAUCUUCCUUUCAUACCUGAAUCUAAAAAGUUACCUGUGAUGCAGUAGUUGAUGGAUGUUUGACACAAUUAUAAUAGAUCAGUAUAAGCAUUUUUAAGGUUUAUGUGUAACAAAGAUUCUGGUUAAUAACACAUGAUUUAAGUUUUAUAUAUGCUAAUUAUAUAUUAAAAUUCAUUAUCAGUUUGAAUUGAAAAUCUGUACAUCUGAUGCAAAAACGCAAUUGUAAAUAUUUGCCAUAUUUACGUUAAAUGGUAUUGUUAAGUUUAAUUGCAUGAUAUGAAUUUAUUAAACAAGUAUCAAUUUAA